Moesziomyces aphidis is the source of this 2724-nucleotide messenger RNA. The record is from the annotation of a GenBank genome assembly. Lineage: Eukaryota; Fungi; Basidiomycota; Ustilaginomycetes; Ustilaginales; Ustilaginaceae.
AUGGCCAACGACUACGGUUCCCUCGAUCGCAAUGCUGCCAGCCAGUCCACCCCGAGAGCCGGCUAUCGUGCCUCUGGUCCCGGCACAAUCAACCUCCCGCCCUCGCCUUACACCGAUACCCGCGCAGACCCAGACCCAGACCCAGACGCUGCCGCCCGCUACAACGCUCCCACCAUGAGCCCUAGCAUCCCCGGCUCCCGAGCCGCCUCAAAUCCGCGCAGGAUGUCCUUCAAGCGACGCGCUCCCAGCGUAGGCCAAAGGCACAACUUUCUCCAGCGUGCCUCCAUGGGCGUAUUCCCCAGAAAGCUCUCCACCGCAGGUAGCGACGCUACCAACCCCAGAAUCCUGCGCCGCGUUCACACCACCGGCGUACCCUCCGGCGGCAUCCAUGACAACGACAACGACGACGGCACCAUCGACGUCGACGCGCUCAUUGCCGCUGCAGAGACCCCCUCCAUCCCACGCAUGCUUCCCAGCGCAAAGGCCGACCCCUUCUCCACGCCCAUCCCCGCCCUCCCCUUCAUCGUCCUAUGCCUCGUCUGCUUUGGCGAAUUCAGCUCCGCAGGUGUCGCAGGUCCCUUCCUCUUCUUCAUGAUCGAGGACUUUGGCGUCGGCGGCGAGAGCGAUGUCGGCUUCUGGGCAGGCAUCGUCUCGGCCAGCUUCUUCUUCGCACAGUUCCUCACCUCGCUCAUGUGGGCCUCCGUCGCCGACAAGCGCGGUCGUCGCUUCGUCCUCGCCAUCUCCCUCCUCGGCAAUGCGCUCACCAUGGUGCUCUUCGGCACUUCCCAAAACCUCGGCUCGGCCAUCUUCAUCCGUCUCGCUCAGGGCUUCUUCAACGGCGCCGUCGGCGUCGCAAAGGGCGCCAUCCGCGACAUCACCGACGACACAAACGAAGGUCGCGCCUACGCACUCAUGGGCUUCUGCUGGGGCAUGGGAGGUAUCAUCGGCCCCAUCCUCGGCGGCCUCCUCGAGCAUCCCGUCCAAAACCUCAGCCUCUCGCGUCACUUUACCAGCGACCAGCACUCGCGCCCCACCAGUGGCACCUCCACUCCCGACCACACCGGCGCGCCCAAACAGCUCCCGCGCACUUUUACCCAGCAGGUCGACUACGAGACUGGCGGCCCGCCCUCGCCCGCGCCCACCGAGGGCACCGUCAUCACGCACAACAACACCGCCCCCAACGACUCGGCCUUCUCCCGCGCCGACGUGCCCCGAAGGCAGCGUCUCUUCUCGCGCACAGAGGAGCGUCAGCGCGCCAUCCUCGGCGGCGGCUCCGCGUACGGAUACGAUCGGCACAUGUCGCGCUCCUCGGCCGCACCCGCCGCCACCGCCACCGCCGGCGCACGCACCGAGUCGUUCGCACACACUCGCACCGCAGGCCGCAACUCCUUCUCCUCCACCACCCAGUACGCACCGGACUUUGAAGAGAUCGGCCAGCGGCCUGGGCUCAGCUUUGCACAGCGCUUCCUGCUCGCACAGGACGACUCGGUAUUCACCAUCUCGGACCUCUGGGUCGCCGCCGCCAUCAACGGCGACGAUGCCUACGAGGACGUGUUUGACGACGACGAAGACGACCAGUCGUUCGACGACGGCAGCGUGUUCAACGAUUCCGUCGCCGAGUUGGCAGAGCAGUCGAUCGACGAGGAGGACGAAGAUGAGUUUGACAACGAGCCGGAUGAGGGAUCGGCGCUGUUGGCGCCGACGCAUCUGGCGCCGCUCAACUUUGCGCAGCGCAAGCUGAGUCGUGCCGGCUAUUCCGAUGCCGGCAGGUCCGCCGGGUCAAGGCCGCGCUCGAUGCGCAGGAGCAGUGCCACCGCGCGCGUGCCGAGCCUGUAUGCCAACACGGGUAUCGAGAGUCCCGUCCUGUCGCCGGCGUACAAUCCCAUGUCACCCGCCAACGAAGCUGGACCAGCGCCUUUGGGUGGCGGGCAGGCACGGGCGGACAGUGCGUGGGAUCCCACGCUGGCAGGUAUUCCGGAAAGCCAGUCGAAUCGCAACAGUCUCAUGGUUCCAUCGCAGCGACGCGGAGGCUCGGCAUCAGCAUCGCCCGAUCGACGCAGUGCCGUGUUGGAAUCACCCCCAACCUCGCUGUUCACCUUGCUUCCUGCUGCGAUCAUUGCGCACUACGGAUUGAUGGCGUUUCACUCUUCGACGUUCGACCAGGUGUUUAUGGCGUUUUUGGUGACGCCCGAGCCUUCGGGAGGAUUGGGGUUGACAGCAUCGCACUAUGCGCAACUGAUUUCAGCCAUGGCCUUCUGUCAGCUGAUAUUCCAGUUUGUCUUCUACCCCAAAGUGGGUCCUCCUCAGGGCAACUUUUCGCACCUCGCCAUGUUGCGCUUGGGUACGGCGAUCUAUCUGCCGUGCUAUACGCUCUUCCCGCUCUUGCGCGGGAUGUUGCAUCCCGAAACGGACGGAUUUGUUAUGACGGGCAUGAUCAUGUUUGCUGCCAUGAGGUGGUUGGCCAACGUGUGUGCCUUCACCGCCGUCAGCGUGCUGAUCAACGCUAUGACGCCACCCCACCUCACCCCGCUUGCCAACGGUCUGGCACAGACUACAAGCUCGGCCGCAAGAUUCGUCGGACCGAUUGUCGGAGGCUUGGUUUGGGCAAAGGGUAUCGAAGGAGGGCCUGAUGCCAAGAGUUGGCCGUGGAACUAUCAUUUAGGAUUCUGGUUUGUCGGUCUCGCUGCGUUUACUGGGUUCUUGUUUACCUGGCGCAUCAAGUAG